This is a messenger RNA of Arachis stenosperma, 4957 nucleotides long. RefSeq lists its product as uncharacterized. The coding region runs from base 58 to 3243 and encodes 1061 amino acids. Gene Ontology annotation, biological process: carbohydrate metabolic process. The transcript has 23 exons. The record is from RefSeq and is a predicted model, not a curated record. Gene Ontology annotation, molecular function: carbohydrate binding; hydrolase activity, hydrolyzing O-glycosyl compounds. NCBI's taxonomy places the organism in Eukaryota, Viridiplantae, Streptophyta, Magnoliopsida, Fabales, Fabaceae.
AUCUAUUAAUAAAAAAAUUAAAAUGUAAAUAUAAAUAGAAAGCAAAAAGCAUCGAUCAUGGAAGUGUUCAGUUUCGGUUGCAGCAGUUACUGUUGCAGUUGGAGCACAACCGUCCCUGCGAUUCCAUCGAAGUUCGCGUCAACACUUAACCACCAUCUUCUCCUUCUUCGGAACACCAAUACGCGAUCGUUUCCAUCUUCACAAUCACUCAUCACUCUCAGAAGAAAAAGGAGAUUUUGUGAGAAGUUUUUAGCUAAAAUGGCUAAUUAUGAAGGAAAGACAGUCACUAGUGAUGGCACUGGUGUCAGCUCAGGGAAAAUGAUUUACAAGCCUAUUUUGGGAGAUGGAGUCUUCCGAUUUGACUGUUCUGUAAAUGAUAGAGAUGCAGCAUUUCCCAGCAUUUCUUUUGUGAAUAGCAGAGAUCGAGACACACCUAUAACUAGUGACAAGGUUCCUGUAUAUACCCCUACUUUUGAGUGCCGGCUGGAGCAGCAGGUUGUCAAACUUGAGUUCCCUACAGGUACUUCUCUCUACGGAACUGGAGAAGCUAGUGGGCAGCUUGAAAGGACAGGGAAAAGAGUUUUCACGUGGAACACAGAUGCAUAUGGUUAUGGUCCUGAAACUAUGUCCUUGUACCAAUCACAUCCAUGGGUGUUAGCUAUUCUUCCAAAUGGGGAGGCAUUAGGAAUUCUUGCUGAUACUACAAAGCGUUGUGAGAUUGAUCUGAGAAAAGAAUCAACAAUACAGUUUGUUGCUCCAUCCUCAUAUCCUGUCAUUACAUUUGGGCCUUUUGCUUCACCCACAGCUGUUUUGAUAUCUCUAUCAAAAGCCAUAGGGACCGUGUUUAUGCCCCCCAAAUGGUCAUUAGGCUAUCAACAGUGCCGUUGGAGCUACAUGUCUGACCAGAGGGUUCUGGAGGUAGCAAGAACAUUCCGGAAAAAGUCUAUACCUUGUGAUGUGAUAUGGAUGGAUAUCGAUUACAUGGAUGGUUUUCGUUGUUUCACCUUUGACAAGGAGCGUUUUCGUGAUCCCAAGUCUUUAGCAGAAGGCCUCCAUUAUAAUGGUUUUAAAGCUAUUUGGAUGCUUGAUCCUGGCAUUAAACAGGAAGAAGGUUAUUUUGUAUAUGAUAGUGGUUGUAAAAGUGAUGUUUGGGUCCAAAAGGCAGAUGGAACACCUUUUGUUGGGGAGGUGUGGCCUGGGCCUUGUGUCUUCCCUGACUAUACACAGUCAAAAGUUCGUUCAUGGUGGGCUAAUCUAGUUAAAGAUUUCGUUUCCAAUGGUGUUGAUGGCAUAUGGAAUGAUAUGAAUGAACCUGCUGUUUUUAAGGUUGUAACAAAAACAAUGCCUGAGAACAAUGUUCAUAGGGGAGACAGUGAACUUGGCGGUCAUCAGAAUCAUUCUUUUUAUCAUAAUGUUUAUGGUCUGCUAAUGGCAAGAUCAACCUACGAAGGUAUGAAACUGGCAAACGAAAACAAACGACCAUUUGUUCUCACCAGAGCUGGAUUCGUUGGUAGCCAAAGGUAUGCCGCAACAUGGACUGGAGAUAACCUUUCAACCUGGGAGCAUUUUCAUAUGAGUAUCUCUAUGGUACUUCAGUUGGGACUCAGUGGUCAGCCAUUUUCUGGUCCUGAUCUUGGGGGAUUUGCUGGAAAUGCAACACCUAGGCUUUUUGGAAGGUGGAUGGGUGUAGGUUCCUUGUUUCCCUUCUGCAGAGGUCAUUCUGAAGAAGGCACAAAAGACCAUGAACCCUGGUCUUUUGGGGAAGAGUGCGAAGAAGUUUGUCGAUUGGCAUUGAAGAGGCGCUACCGCCUUAUCCCACUUAUCUACACACUUUUUUAUUUUGCUCAUACAAGGGGCACUCCAGUAGCAACACCUACUUUCUUUGCCGAUCCAAAAGAUCCUAGUCUGAGGAAACUUGAAAACUCGUUUUUGCUUGGACCAGUUUUAGUAUAUGCAAGCACCUUCCGCAAUCGGGGGUUGGAUAAGCUGGAGUAUACUUUGCCUAAGGGUAUUUGGUUGAGUUUUGACUUUGGUGAUGCACAUCCGGAUUUGCCAGCUUUAUAUUUAAAAGGUGGAUCAAUUAUUCCUGUGGGUCUCCCUCUGCAACAUGUUGGAGAAGCUCGUCCAUCAGAUGACUUGAUGCUUCUUGUGGCCUUAGAUGAACAAGGGAAAGCUGAAGGUGUUCUAUUUGAGGAUGAUGGUGAUGGAUAUGAAUUCACCAAAGGCAAUUAUUUAUUAACACAAUAUGUGGCUGAACUUCAGUCAUCGGUUGUUACUGUGAGAGUACAAAAAUCUGAAGGAUCAUGGGGAAGACCCAAACGCCGCCUUCAUGUUCAAGUAUUGCUAGGUGGGGGUGCAAUGCUUGAUACCUGGGGCAUGGAUGGAGAAGUUCUGCAAGUUAUUCUGCCUUCUGAAGAGGAGGUAUCGAAGUUAGUAUCUACUAGUGAGAAGGAAUACAAGGAACGAUUAGAAAGGGCAAUUCAGAUUCCUGAUGCAGAGGAGCUUUCUGGACCCAAGGGGACAGAGCUUUCAAGAACUCCCAUUGAACUGAAAAAUGGUGAGUGGGUUCUUAAAAUUGUUCCCUGGAUUGGCGGCAGAAUCAUUUCCAUGGUGCACAUUCCUUCAGGAACACAAUGGCUGCAUAGCAGGUUAGAAACCAGUGGAUACGAGGAGUAUAGUGGUACAGAGUAUCGAUCUGCUGGAUGUUCGGAGGAAUACUCUAUCAUUGAUCGAGAACUUGAGCUUGCAAGGGAAGAAGAAUCUAUGGUAUUAGAGGGUGAUAUUGGUGGAGGAUUGGUUCUUCAGCGGCAGAUCUAUUUUCCAAAGAAUGCUGUUAGCACGUUUCAAGUAGAAUCAAGCAUAUUAUCCCGCAGUGUUGGAGCUGGUUCUGGAGGAUUCUCAAGGUUGGUCUGCUUAAGGGUUCACCCAACAUUUGAUCUUUUGCACCCAUCAGAAUCUUUUAUUUCUUUUGCCUCAAUUGAUGGAUCAACGCAUGAAGUGUUUCCCGAAAGUGGAGAGCAAUUUUUUGAAGGAGACCUUCUUCCAAAUGGUGAGUGGAGGCUCAUUGAUAAAUGUCUUGGAUUGGCGCUGGUCAAUCGAUUUAACGUAACUGAGGUUUUCAAGUGUCUUGUUCAUUGGGAUUGCGGCACGGUCAACCUGGAGCUAUGGUCUGAGAGCCGGCCCGUUUCAAAUGAAUCCCCUCUCAGAAUUUCCCAUCAGUACGAAGUCGUGAGAAUCCCAUGAUUAUUUCUAAACUGCUCACUGCACAUGGUAUCCGCGUGUCCAGAGCAGCAGAACAGUGCUAAUAACUUGCAUAUAAAAACAUUGCAGCUAAUUCAAAAGGUGCCUUCCACUUAACUGUACGUAUAUAUGCUUGGAACUUUAGCGUGAAAUUGGGAAUGGAAGUAAGGAAUAAAGGAAGGACUGGGAAUAGUGUUAUCCCAAAUGGCCUAAUGUUUGCGAUGCCAUGUUUGUUCAAAUGCAACAAAAAUUGCUAGCUUGGAACCUAAAUUUUCCUUGAUUGUGGGAUCAAUUAAGUAACACCCCAUCCCCCGUUUUCUCAUCUUCUGAUGGCAAUACCAAUCAUUUACCCCUCCAUUACCAUCACGCAGCUUUCCUAGCUGUUUAACACCGUGUUUUAACUUUGCUUCUAAGAUGCAGUCUUUACUUUUGCAUUGACGAUACACUAACGAACACAUUUCCCAAUAAUCAUACCAAACUGGUUAUAGAUUCAUUAUAAUUCUUAUCUGACAGCCGGGUGUCAUUCAAAUUGAUGCAGUUUUAUCAUGCCCUGCCAGACUUUUUGUAAAAUCUUUUAUUAAAUUUCAUCCAUUCCUUCCGCUAAAUUAUCUGCCAUAAGGCAAAUUCCAGUCCAGUCUUAAAGAUAAAAUAGCAGCACUUGUCUGAUGAUGUUAAGAUCCAUAACCAUGAAGAAAGUAAUGCAAUCUACCGUCAAAAAGGAGCAUCAAGGAAAUAUCAGGCAAAAUGUAGUGGAGCUCUCUAGUUAUGAGAUUUCGUAUAACUCCAUGAGCACCCUCAACAGUGCCCAAUAGAAUAACAAAUCAUUCAGAUAUAUGACUUCAGACAAACAAGGAGAUGUAUGACUCAGAACAAUAAGUAGACUCCACAUUAUUUACAUCGACAUUGUUAGACGAACCUUGAGAAAAAUACUACUAUAUUGUCACCAAACUAGAAGCUUUAUUUAUUCUAGGCUUCUAGCCAAAAUUACAUUCACCAUGUAAUUUGACUCAAUCUGCACUCCACGAAAAAAUUUGACAAGAAAUCAGUGUCUUAGUGAUAACCAAUUGGAGCAGCAGUCUCUCGUAACUCUCGGCCUUGAUAAUGUACAUCCUGCAAUUCAUUCAAAAAAUAACACCAUUAGCAAUCCAAAUCAUAAUAUCAUAUACCAAACACACCUUCAAUAUUUUUUCAUCCAAGAUUAACAAAAGGGUAUAAAUAAGCUUACCGAUGCAAAGUGGUUGACGUCCCGGUGGUGCGCUUCAUCGGCUCUGACGACCAUAACCACAUCCCUUAGAGUAGAAUCAGGUGGAAGCUGCCAAUAGUCAAUGGCUAUGGCUGGUGCUGGCACAUUCUCUAUAUUGCCCUUGUCAAGCUCCUUAAGGAACUCAGUGUAGGAGUGUAUUGCUUCCUCCUCAAGGUACCCAACCAUGCGGUGUGCAAAUUUGGGAGACACCAAAUACCCCAAGAAGUAGGCAUUGAAGAAAACACCUUGAACUGCUAUCACCAAAGCACGCUCAUACCACUUUGGCUUGGCCACUUCCAUGAAGGUCAUUAGGUGCAUGCGCUCGUUCUCUGCUUCUUCCAGCAGAGCUUUGAUCCAGCCACCACUGUGCUCGAAUCGUCGCAGCGAUUUGCAGUGGAGGAGCAUCCCUCCCACCAUGCCAGGAACAGCUGCCACUGUCUCCAGCAUCAUUGCUCGGCAUCCAUAUCGUCGCUG